Messenger RNA from Sinocyclocheilus rhinocerous, 2659 nucleotides. RefSeq names its product ataxin-7-like protein 3. Lineage: Eukaryota; Metazoa; Chordata; Actinopteri; Cypriniformes; Cyprinidae. Gene Ontology annotation, biological process: regulation of transcription by RNA polymerase II; positive regulation of DNA-templated transcription. Gene Ontology annotation, cellular component: SAGA complex; DUBm complex. Gene Ontology annotation, molecular function: transcription coactivator activity. The coding region runs from base 1 to 807 and encodes 268 amino acids. The transcript has 10 exons. The record is from RefSeq and is a predicted model, not a curated record.
AUGGAUAAUAAGGAGUGUGUGUGUCCCAACUGCAGCCGGAGUAUUGCGGCCUCUCGCUUUGCUCCUCAUCUGGAGAAGUGUCUCGGCAUGGGCCGCAACAGCAGCCGAAUAGCCAACCGCAGAAUAGCCAGCAGCAACAACACAAGCAAGUCAGAAAGCGAUCAGGAAGACAAUGAUGAUAUCAAUGACAACGACUGGUCCUAUGGUUCAGAAAAGAAAGCCAAGAAGAGAAAGUCAGAAAAGAAUCCAAACUCUCCCAGGAGAUCCAAAUCCCUGAAGCACAAGAACGGAGAGCUCAGCAGUAAUGUCAAUCCAGACCUAUACAAGUAUAACUACAGCUCUGGCAUCAAUUAUGAGACUUUGGGACCUGAGGAGCUGCGCUCCAUACUGACUACGCAAUGUGGGGUCGUAUCAGAGCACACAAAGAAGAUGUGUACUCGGUCAAUGCUACCUGACUCUGAAACAAUGCUGGAAAACGACGGCUAUGAUGCCCCUGAUGGCCAACUAAUCAUGUCUCGCCUCCAGUGGGACGGCUCCUCAGAUAUCUCACCAUCAGAUUCGGCAUCUUCAAAAGCCAGCACCAAUAACUCUGAAUCUAAGAUACCUAAGAAAAAGAACAAGCCCAGUACACUGACUCUGACUACCACUGGAGGUGGAGGAGAGCGGGACAAAGGGCAGGAACGAGAGAGAGUAGUAGGCGGCGGCGGGAGCAGCAGCGCCCAGAAUGCACUGGGCCUGUCCAGUCGAAAAAAGCGACCAAAACUGCCCAUUCCCCCAGCUCCUAGCAUCUACGAUGACCUGAACUGAUGAACAUGCAUCAUAUUUACACACCGAGUUUGUGAUCAUGACAUGAGUUCUUAUGUGAUCUCUGGUUUCCACCAUUUCAAGGUUUAUGAACGAGAUGAGACAAACUCUCUGUUGAAUGCGUGUAAGAGAGAAAAUAUCUGGGGACCAUUUCAGACAUUUGUAUCUGGGGCACAAGAGAGUACAUUUGUUACGGCACAGUGUUGCACAUUGAAAAGUGAGCGUUUUUGUGAUUAAAUGUGUUUUUUGUGUGUGGAUGUGAGCUGGAGCAAGCAUUUGUUUUUAUUUUACUGUGUUAUUGCAUACUCUUGUGUGUGUAUACAUGAGAUUUGGUUUACAGUGACACAUGAAAAUGUGACAUGGUGAAUGUUGGAGAUUGUAUGAAUGUGAAUGGGAUGUUGCAAAUAUUUUGUUCCCUGUUGGCUCUUGUUUUACUGUAGGUUAAUCUGUGCAAUGUCCUCUACUGGUUUUAAAGGGUAACUUUCUUUCAUAUCGUCUUGCUAAUGUUACUGGAACCUGUUGAUCUCUUCUCAGCUGCUUUCUGCAAGCGAAGCUACUACUCAUACUCUCUGCUAAAUAAUGGACUUGCAUAGUGCUACCGACAGCUUUCUGCCAAAUCUGUGGAUACACAAUCUUUUGUCUGUUUUGAAGUUAAUAUUCUUGUUUGUAGUCAUGGCUAAUAUUUCUUGUCUGAUACUCUAUUUAUUUAGUUUAGUGUCAAUGUUUGUAUCUUUUUUUUAUAAUCAUGGCUUUUUGACUCCUUGAUCUGUAACAUGCAUUUUCUCUGAUUACAAUGUUUAAAUGGCUGAAGAGUUCGAUGAGCCUUAGAGCACUUACUAUGUUAGCUGUCAGCUUGUUUUGUAUAAAAUAUGGUUGGUAAAAAUAAAAAAAAGUCAGAAAUGCAAAUAGCAAUUGAAGAUGCACUUAAAUGGAUAAAAUCCAGCCCUUAUAAGCGCCUUAUUGUUUUUUCAGUAAAAUUUUUUUAUCAUUGAGCUGUGGUUUGUGAAUUUUGUUGCUUGAGGUUUAAAUGACCUGAGAGUUUCUCUGAAUGUGAAUUGAAAUGUCUGCAUGAUGGAGAAAAAAAGCAAAAACAUGGUACAACUUAGGAUAUAACAUUGCUGUGGGUGGAUGUUUCUUCUGUGAUGCUCAGUUAUUGCUCUGGCACUCAAUGAACUGUAGUAGCUCUGUAACAGUCUAAAUAAAUGUUUCUCACUCAAAAAGUUCUCACACUCAUUCAUAAACUACUCUUAAAAGGACAGUUCACCCAAAAAUUGUCAUGACUUAUUCAACCUCAUUUCAUUCCAAUUUCCAAGCAUGUAUGACUUUUUCCAUACAGUGGAAGUUACUGGCUCCAAUAUAGUUUAGACGUUCUUCAAUGUGUGUGUGGAUAAGAACAAAAACAUUUCAAAGAUGAGCAAUUUUAUUCAGAAUUACUGCAAAACAAAACCAAAAUGCAUUUUAAUUAAAGAGGUGCUAGUUGUCCGUUAUAGCGAGAAUGAGAAGGUAGACUAGUUUUCCCCUAAAACAUAUGCAGAUAUUGCUGACAAAAGUGACCCAUUCAUACAAGAACCAUCAAACUUGUCAGAGAGCUUUAAGGUUCCUCUAUGCCCCUUUUGAUUUAUCUACAGUAAAUACAUUGCUUAUAUACAGAUUUUACACAAGAGAAAAACUUAUUUGCUUUGUUAUCGAUGUCACAUAUGAAAUGCAGUGAGUUUUCUACAGUCUCUUUAGAAAACUCCAGUAUGUUUGCAUGGAAAAUCUUCAUCAUGUAUAAAACUCUUGUGUCCUAAAUGAUAACUAUGAGCUGUAACUAGCAGCAGACAUGCUAAACCAGACUGUUAUGUAGAAAUAAGUG